AUGUCAUUGUCACCAUCGUCGUCUUCACUAUUGCCGGUGCCAUCGUCACGAUCAUCGGUUAUCACCCCCAAAAAGAAGUCAUGCGCCGCUGCUGCACCGAUGCAGCAUAUAUUUUCAGAAUGUAAAACAUUUUUUGCGAUCAAAUACGUGCUGACAAUGAGGGGUAUUUGGAAGCGCAAUCGGGAUCCAGAAACAAGGGCGCUGCUCAAUUACCAACCACGUUGGACCAGAUUGAUGCCUGAUCGGUAG
Molecule: messenger RNA, 249 nt
Organism: Gongylonema pulchrum
Lineage: Eukaryota; Metazoa; Nematoda; Chromadorea; Rhabditida; Gongylonematidae
Source: the annotation of a GenBank genome assembly